This is a messenger RNA of Didymodactylos carnosus, 408 nucleotides long. Lineage: Eukaryota; Metazoa; Rotifera; Eurotatoria; Philodinida; Philodinidae. The record is from the annotation of a GenBank genome assembly.
UUUGUUCUCUCUCACAGGUUAUUCAAAGCCAUUGAAGAAGGUCAAGAUCCAAAAACAGUCGGUCUUAAUCAACCAUUACAUCCAAUGUCAACCUUCUACGCUAUAUCAAACUUGGCACUGAAUAUACUGACUCGAAUUGUAGCACGUAAUUGGAAUUAUCCUGGAAAGAAUGUUAUUGUUACUGCUGUCUGUCCGGGCUACUGUAAAACCGAUAUAACCCAUGAAGCUGAGGAUGCAAGAGAUCCACAACUGUGUGCUGAUUCAAUUUUAUGUCAAGUCUAUGGUGAAAAUUUGGAAAGUGGACAGUUCUGUCGGGAUGGGAAAAAGAUGCCUGAUGAAAUGAAAAUUGAAGGUAUGACAAACAUACAAUCUUCAGUCCCAAUCCACCAUGCGGCUGAUACACUUUGA